GGGAAAUCCGCAAAGCAGCAGCGCUGAGGGAGCAGCGCGCUUAGAAGGCGGGUAUGUGAUGUCAAGUCAGUAGGCUGUCCUCUGUAGCCUCCCACACACUAUUAUAACGUCAUGUGCCAGUAUGAAUAUUAACACAGACAUGCAUACAUCAGUGCUCUGCAACCAAAGAAGAGAAAAAGAAAGAGUAUGUUUGGAGAACAAAUGACUGGGAAACAUUGUCUGGUUAACUUCUGUUGAGAACAAACCAUCUCAUUUCUUCUGAUGAACAGCUGAGCAGAUUCAGGCUCUUUCAGAGAUCUUUUAAAUCUUUUUUUUUUUACACUUCCUUUUUACCUUGGAUUUCAGGCUCUGAGCUGCACCAGCCACAAGCACUGGACAGCAAUAUGUGUCAUGUCAUUGUCACUUGCCGCUCAAUGCUGUGGACACUCCUGAGUAUUGUUGUGGCUUUCGCAGAGCUCAUAGCCUUCAUGAGUGCUGAUUGGUUGAUUGGCAAGGCAAAACUUGGCAGCUCUCACAGCAGAGACAAUGGCACAGGAGGAUCACUGGAACCGUAUCGUCCAACCUUGGGGAUCUAUGAACGUUGCACCAGAAUCCAGCAUGUGCCGUAUUCCAGACGAGACACACAGUGUGGCCCCUAUGCGGAGAACUUCAGCGAGAUUGCCAGUGGCUUCUGGCAGGCUACUGCUAUUUUCCUAGCCGUGGGAAUCUUGAUACUUUGUGCUGUCGCAUUAGUAUCUGUCUUCACCAUGUGUGUACAGAGCGUUAUGAAGAAAAGUAUUUUUAAUGUCUGUGGGCUACUACAAGGGAUUGCAGGUCUCUUCCUUAUCCUGGGCUUGAUCUUGUACCCUGCUGGCUGGGGUUGCCAGAAGGCAAUAAGCUAUUGUGGACCUUAUGCUUCUGCUUAUAAACUUGGUGAAUGUUCCUUGGGUUGGGCUUUCUACACUGCUAUAGGUGGCACCAUCCUGACCUUCAUCUGCGCUGUUUUCUCUGCCCAAGCUGAAAUUGCCACCUCCAGCGACAAAGUACAAGAGGAAAUUGAAGAGGGAAAAAACCUUAUUUGUCUUCUUUAAUGACCCAAGAAAACCCUCAAUGUCUUGAGAGUAUUGGUUUCAAGUGGCUUAGCAUAUAGACUCCUCUGAGUGACGGAGACACAAGCUUCCUGAAGACCUGGCACUAUGUUGCCACUUGAUGGUCACAAAGGAGACUAUGGGCAGAACAAGAAGAAAACGAUGCCACAGGAAUUCUGGCACCUGGCUGCACUGGGCAGGAUGCUGAGAAACUCACGUUGGCUUCACAUUUAUACAAAAAGUGCCUGACAGUUGCAGAAACAAUCCAUUCUUUUUGACAUUCAGCUCCACGAAGGAAUCCUCAGAAGGAUUUGUUUAAAAAUGUCAGCAUUUUCAAGUAUCUACAGAACAAAAUGCCCUAAACCAGGUUUCAGU
Molecule: messenger RNA, 1442 nt
Organism: Eublepharis macularius
Lineage: Eukaryota; Metazoa; Chordata; Lepidosauria; Squamata; Eublepharidae
Gene: LHFPL2
Product: LHFPL tetraspan subfamily member 2
Exons: 3
Coding region: 384-1070 (228 amino acids)
Cellular component (GO): membrane
Source: RefSeq, a predicted model, not a curated record